GGGAAUAUCUCUCGAUGAUGCUCAUCAUUUCUGUUACUUAUCAUCGGCAGAUGUUUCCAAUACACCGGCGGGAUAUGUUGUGGGACGUCGUGGGGCACUAUCUUGUGGGGGGCAGAUUUGAACUCAGGGCUCAGACCAAUUAAAUGAGAUGUUUGGCUAUCAAACAAAGCUGAGCUUGCAUGGAUUGACAGCUUUCAGGUACUGCGCUAUUAUCACUAGAGCAGAGAAGAUUUGUGAAGAAAUUCAGCUGCACCACACACACACACGAUCAACAGUGAAAUGGUUCCAAGAAUAAUGCUCCCCUUUGCUACGCUACGCCUAUAAAAUUACAAACAAAGAUUCCAAACUCAAACUUUAAGCCCUCUCUCUCUCUCUCUCUCUGGGUCUCUGUGUGUGUGUGUGCUCGCUGUGCAAAUGGAAGAAAAGAAUCACUACAAGAGGGGUUUCUGGACAGUGGAAGAAGACAAGAUUCUCAUGGACUACAUCCGAGUGCACGGGAAAGGGAAGUGGAAUCGCAUAGCUAAGGUGACAGAUUUAAAGAGGUGUGGGAAGAGCUGCAGGUUAAGGUGGAUGAAUUAUCUAAGCCCCACCGUGAAGAGAGGCGAAUUUUCAGUGGAAGAAGAUGACCUUAUCAUUAGGCUCCAUAAUCUCCUUGGCAACAGGUGGUCUCUAAUCGCUGGCCGAGUGCCUGGCCGAACUGACAAUCAAGUGAAGAACCAUUGGAACACUCAUUUGAGCAAGAAGCUCGGGAUAAGAAAGGAAAAGGGUAAACUUGGUGUCUCUUCGUCACUAUCAAGCUCUAAAAAAAGCAAUCGAGUAGAGGAAGUUCUCAAGCUCCCCACUGAUUCGAAUUCUGAUCUUUCAACUACUUGUGACAGCAACAGUACUAAGCCCGUCCAACCCAAACUGAUGAAGGCAAGCAUUCAGAACACUGUUGAAGCGUUGAACAAACAAGAUCCGGCCGUUGGUGAAUGUUUUGAGAGUUCUUUUUGGCCUUUCACUGAUGAUUUAAAUUCAAAUUCCCCUACCUUGACAGAGCUUCUUGAUGGAUAUCCCUUUGAUGCGGCCUGGCAUACCUUGUAACCUCUCUCUCUCUUUCUCUCUCUCAAAGAGCAAGAAAUAGAAAAGUAAAAUACUCCUUUGCUGUGAUCAGUUUUAGCCGCCUCCAAAAGUACUUUUCAUCUCUGAAUAAGAGAUGCACCCAACCACUUAUUUUACUAGAUAAACAAUGUUUUGAAUUGAAGUGAAUGUAAAUGAAGUUGGAGUGCUGUCUACUGGA
Messenger RNA from Nelumbo nucifera (sacred lotus), 1279 nucleotides. Its product is annotated as transcription factor WER-like. NCBI's taxonomy places the organism in Eukaryota, Viridiplantae, Streptophyta, Magnoliopsida, Proteales, Nelumbonaceae. The record is from RefSeq and is a predicted model, not a curated record.